AUGGUAUUUUGUGAAGCGUUUUUGGUAAACGACAAUGGUGAGCGAAAUGAUAAUGACAAUGAAUGCUGGAAGCUCCGAAUAUUUAGAGAGCAUCCUGAAAUGAGAAUGACCAUUUCACAAAAACCUUAUCUCGUGGGACUUACCUUCACCGUAGCCAUUAGUGGCCUUCUCUAUGGCUAUGAUAUCGGUUUUAUACCAGAGGCCCUCCUCUAUAUUAAAGAGGAUUUUGAGUCUAUCAAUAACAGUAGUGUUCUUCAGGAAUUAAUUGCCGGCACGGCAUUGAUCGGAGCUAUCUAUGGGUUGAUUGUGGGAGGUGUAGUAAAUGACGGGUGGGGGAGGAAGAAGGCGACGUUGAUGGCUGAAUGCAACUUCAUGAUAGGAUCAUUGGUGAUGGCUUUAGCACCAAUCCCUUGUGUGAUCAUGUUUGGACGCUUUUUGGUGCGACUUAAUGUUGGUGCUGCCUCUGUAACAGUUCCUGUCUACAUUGUUGAAGUUUCUCCUUCUGAAGUCCGAGCAGGGUUAGCUAGUGCCAAUGUCCUCUUGAUUACCAGUGGACAGUUCCUUUCUUAUCUCAUCAAAUAUGCCCUAACAGAGGUUCCUGGGACAUGGAGCUGGAUGCUUGGACUUGCAGGUUCAUCUGCUCUCUUUCAGCUUGUUCUCAUUCUCUUUCUUCCUAAGUCUCCCAGAUGGCUUUAUCUGAAGGGGGGUGUGUGUGUAAAAGAGUAA
Molecule: messenger RNA, 726 nt
Organism: Prosopis cineraria
Lineage: Eukaryota; Viridiplantae; Streptophyta; Magnoliopsida; Fabales; Fabaceae
Product: inositol transporter 1-like
Exons: 4
Coding region: 1-726 (241 amino acids)
Biological process (GO): transmembrane transport
Cellular component (GO): membrane
Molecular function (GO): myo-inositol:proton symporter activity
Source: RefSeq, a predicted model, not a curated record